Halichondria panicea is the source of this 2410-nucleotide messenger RNA. Its product is annotated as mucin-2-like. The record is from RefSeq and is a predicted model, not a curated record. Bases 113 to 2209 code for a protein of 698 amino acids. NCBI's taxonomy places the organism in Eukaryota, Metazoa, Porifera, Demospongiae, Suberitida, Halichondriidae. The transcript has 12 exons.
GAUCCGAAAAUUAACACUGCACGCCAUCAAGAUCCAGUGAGUUCAAUACGGCUCGGCAUUAUUCCCUAGGAUUCUUAGAUUCUAUUGAAGACAAGUCAGAAUUUAGUGAAUAAUGUCAAGAAAGGUUAUUCUUCUAUUAUUUGCUGUGCAACUUUGUUUGAUGAGUAUUGGAUCACAUGUUGCAGCUACGUUAACAUCUAGUCUCAAUUCGACCAAUGGGGCCAUCACAGUGUGCCCAGGUGUCCCCAUCUCCCUCACCUGCGUCCAUGACAAUAACGCUAGUGGUGUGACUCGCUGGAGGGUCACCGGUACCUCAACAGCAAACUGUGAAGAAGCUGUUGCUCAUGCUUCACUGAUGCCCCCUGAUGACAUGUGUGGUCUAUUCACAAUCACCAUGAUCAGUGGAACCUCUAGUCCAACAAUGUUCACCUCAACUGCCCAGACUACUGCCACAGAGGCCAUCAAUGGUGCUGUAGUAGAGUGCUUCUCCAGUGGUCUGGAUACAUCACUCGUUGGAAAUAUCACCAUCAAUGUACUCUCUAUCCCCACUCCUGACCUCUCCAUUGAGCAAGUCUCCCAGUCAGUGGUGAGGGCCAACCUGUCAGUGACGGACACUCAGUGUGUUGCAAGUUAUCAAGUGGAUGCUACUCCAACCAGUGGCCCUGUGUCAACCAGCUCAAGCACUGAUUCAACAUUCAAUGUCACUGGUCUAAAUGUGUGCGAGAAUAACUAUACACUGUCAGGAUCGGUCUUUACAGCUGAUAGGGUUCAAAGUGUAUUGAGCUCUCCCAUCAAUUUCGCUGCAAACCUGUCAGAUGUUAAUGAGGGCAUAACUGUGACUAUCAAUCAAAUGGACCCACUCAUUGAAUGGACACAAACUCUCAACCCUCUCUACCCAACCUGUAUUACUGAAUAUGUGGUGAUUGAUCAAGGGAACCAGUCCCUCACAAGCAUUGUUGACUCAGAUACAAGAUCACUUACUGCACAGCAACUCAAUGCAGCUGGCUUCCCCUACUGUAUCAGUAUCCACCCUACAGUCACACCAACGACUCCAAUGGGACCUCUGACCUCAGUUAUGGGCAGUUCCAACCUCUAUACUAAUCUCAUUGAUCCAGAUUUUCCCACCCCGAUGCUUACCUUCAGUUUUCCUCCCCUCAAUCACUCUGAAAAUGAGACGGGGAUCGUCGUAUUGCGUGUCUAUGUACAAACACUCCCUGAAUCUGAGGUUCCCACUCGUAACUAUCGCUACACCAACCUCACUGGUUCAUUGUCCUCCAUGGUGAACUUCACUCGAGAUAUGUUUGAGAUUGCAUUGGCUGGAGCAGAUGGUGGCCAUCUUGUUAAUGUCACUGUGAUGUUUGCGAGGGGUCAAUGCACAAGUUCAACAAUGGCUUCUUUCACUGUGCCUGAUAGGACCACCUCUAUAGUGAUGCAAGGUCCAACUACAGACACCAGUCACCCUGUCACAAUCACUCUACCCCUCACCCCCUACCAACCCGAGGAGCUGCUCAUCAUCUCAACUGUCCAGCCUUCCAAUGGCAAUCCAAUGAUGGCUAACUUUUCUCGCCCUGGGAUGCAGUACUCAAUGACCUUUGAUAACCUCAUGGUUGGUACAUCCUACACCUUCACCGUCAGGAUUGUCCUCCGUGCCAACACUACAGUGGUUGUUGUUCAACCCGCUAUGGGAUUAUUCAUGACCCUUAUAACCCCAACAACCACUCCUCCCCCCACUACCAUGGCCACUACCACCACCUCCACUCAAACACCCACCCAACCAACUACUGCCCCUCAGGGUGAAGGUUGUGGUGGUGGUUGUAUUGCUGGAAUCAUCAUUGGUUUUCUGAUUGUUCUAUUGAUAGUUGUGGUCAUCGUUGCCAUCAUUCCGUGCUACUGGAACAAAAAAAGAAAACCGAAGGUAUCAUCACAAGAAAUGGAGCAACAAAGAACUCUAACUACCAACGAUGGGGAGGAGGUGGAUUCCAUGGCCAACAUACCUGAAUACCCGCCCACACCUGAAUCCGACAAGUUGGGUCCAGUGUACGAAGAUCCUGAUGCCUUUAAAGUAGACCCUCACACUGAGGACAAUCUUGCCUAUGGUCAUGUUCAACAGUCAGCUCAAUUGAAGGGACCGAUAUAUGAGGACAUUAAACCAGACCCUCACACCCAGGGGAACCUCGCUUAUGGACAUGUGCAAUUCAAUUCAUUUUAAAACAGUGAGUCUAUUCAUUUACUUCAGAUGAUUUUUAUCACACAUUUUUAGCAGUCUGUACAAUUCAUGCGUUCUUACUUAAAGUUUGGUGUUUGAAGGAAGAGCUCAAUGUCAUCAUACUGAAACAAAUCCACUGCGAUUUGUAUUGUAUACCAUAAUUAUUAUACAGUCAAAACUACAGUAUCAUGUUCAGGAAAACAA